UGUAGUACGGUGUUUUUUAAUCCACGACUUAUGUGGCAUGAUACGUACAGUGAAUCAAAAUAUGUCGUGGAGGAAGCUAUUCGCCGUCUGCCGCCGCAAGAAUACGAUGCUAGGGCAUUCAGACUUAUGCGCGCGAUGCAGCUGGCUUUGAAGCAUGAAUAUUUGCCUAAGGAUCAGUGGACUAAAUACGAAGAGUCUGAGCUUCGCCAGAAGACAACUGGAGACUGA
Molecule: messenger RNA, 228 nt
Organism: Soboliphyme baturini
Lineage: Eukaryota; Metazoa; Nematoda; Enoplea; Dioctophymatida; Soboliphymatidae
Source: the annotation of a GenBank genome assembly